CGGAAUUUUCCACGGCCGAAAUAGUGACAUGACCGUUCACGUGCAAUUCGGAUGGAAUCAAUAUGCCCAUACGCUAGUCCUGCUGUGUAGCCCGUGGGGGUGUUUAACCUUCCCCCAUGACGUUGCGGUGACAUUCCUGGCCCGUCACAAGAGCAAGGUGAAAUGUAUAAAACCACAACCGAUCGCUUUGAUCUGUUAACUGUGUCUCAGCGCUCUAUCAUUGAAAAUUGAGGUGCUAUGAAUCUCAGCCGUCGAUUUUGCAUGCCGACCGCUGGAGAACAAAUAAAUACAAAAGAUGUCAGUUCCAAAGAAUGAGUAUAUCUCUGCAAUCUGGAAAGAUGAGAUUUUCAAGGAUAGGGUUGUAUUCUGUACCGGUGGUGCCGGUACAAUUUGUUCUGCCCAAGUGCGGGCUCUCGUACAUCUCGGUGCCAAUGCUUGUAUUAUCGGGCGCAAUGACGAAAAGACACAAGAUAUGGCACAAUCGAUCGCGACAGCCCGUCCUGGAGCCCAGGUGAUUGGUAUCGGGGGCGUGGAUGUACGAAAAUUGGAUAGCCUUGAGACAGCUGUUCAACAAACCAUUAAGAAAUUCGGGCGAAUCGACUAUGUCAUUGCUGGAGCAGCAGGAAACUUCCUAGCCCCUAUCACUAGCCUCUCUUCCAACGCCUUCAAGUCGGUGGUUGACAUAGACUUAUUGGGCUCGUACAACACCUUUAAAGCGACUGCUUCCCAUUUGAUCCGUUCGGCGGCGGAAAACCCGUCUCCGGGUGUGACCACUGGUGGAAGAAUAAUCUUCAUAUCAGCCACAUUCCACUUCACAGGCAUGCCGUUUCAAGCACAUGUCGCGUCGGCCAAAGCCGGUGUUGAUGCGCUUGCGGCAAACAUCGCCCUCGAGUAUGGGCCGAUGGGUGUCACAUCCAAUGUCAUCAGUCCUGGAGGAAUCAGCGACACAGAAGGCAUACAACGAUUAUCUCGCAAAGAGUCUCGGGAUUCUGGUAGAGCAGGUCGAGGGAUUCCACUUGGCAGAUAUGGAUUGGUCAAAGAGAUCGCAGAUGCGACCGUGUACCUUCUGGCCGAGUCUGGAAACUAUGUCAACGGCCAUGUCCUCGUCGUCGACGGCGGCGCCUGGCGCCUACCUGACGUGGCUGGUGCCAGUGGAGGCAUAGGAUACCCGGAUAUUGUGUUGGGUAAUUUCGACCUCGCGAACGAUAUUAAGACUGGUCGAUCGGCGUCCAAGUUAUAGAUCUUACCUAUAGGUGAAGCUCAAGCUUUGAUGGCUAUUAUUGUCAAUCGUCUUUGCUCAGUAUACUCAAUAUCUAUCUCUACAGUCUCAUCCUCUUCGAUACCAUCUCAUGUUACCAUAUGCCUUAGCUAUUCGUAUACCACUGGUGUAGGAAUCGUCACAAGUAAUGAAUAGAGACGGUGCUGCCCUGCUUCUAUAUUCUCUAGACAAUAACCCUUAGGGUUGAGAAGAAAUAUAGAGUGUUUUCAGAUAAACACGCGCAAAAUGAAUAUCG
This is a messenger RNA of Truncatella angustata, 1514 nucleotides long. RefSeq lists its product as uncharacterized. Gene Ontology annotation, biological process: fatty acid catabolic process. Lineage: Eukaryota; Fungi; Ascomycota; Sordariomycetes; Amphisphaeriales; Sporocadaceae. Gene Ontology annotation, molecular function: 2,4-dienoyl-CoA reductase (NADPH) activity. The record is from RefSeq and is a predicted model, not a curated record. Bases 296 to 1240 code for a protein of 314 amino acids. The transcript is spliced from 3 exons.